This is a messenger RNA of Peromyscus eremicus (cactus mouse), 1458 nucleotides long. RefSeq names its product nucleoredoxin like 1 (gene Nxnl1). Gene Ontology annotation, biological process: photoreceptor cell maintenance. Bases 127 to 819 code for a protein of 230 amino acids. Gene Ontology annotation, cellular component: mitochondrion. NCBI's taxonomy places the organism in Eukaryota, Metazoa, Chordata, Mammalia, Rodentia, Cricetidae. The record is from RefSeq and is a predicted model, not a curated record. The transcript is spliced from 2 exons.
CAGGAGGAUUAGCGGCUAAUCUGGCUUGUGAGGUUCCUAUUCCUGGGGCUAGGGAAACCCAGUAAGCAGGCUCCGGGCCACAGCAGAUCCCUCUCCUGGGCCCCCAGCCCCUCACACACUACUGCCAUGGCAUCCCUCUUCUCUGGCCGCAUCUUGAUCAGGAACAACAGUGACCAGGAUGAGGUGGAGACUGAGGCCGAGUUGAGCCGCCGGCUGGAGAAUCGCCUUGUGCUGUUGUUCUUCGGCGCCGGGUCCUGUCCCCAGUGCCAGGCCUUUGCCCCGGUCCUCAAAGACUUCUUUGUUCGACUCACUGAUGAGUUCUACGUGCUGCGGGCAGCACAGCUGGCCCUGAUCUACGUGUCCCAGGACCCCACGGAGGAGCAACAAGACCUGUUCCUCAGGGACAUGCCUGAAAAGUGGCUGUUCCUGCCUUUCCAUGAUGACCUGAGGAGGGACCUGGGGCGCCAGUUCUCCGUGCGUCGUCUGCCGGCCGUCGUGGUGCUCAAGCCGGGCGGGGACGUGCUGACGAGCGACGCGACGGACGAGAUCCAGCGCCUGGGACCCGCCUGCUUCGCCAACUGGCAGGAGGCGGCGGAGCUUCUGGACCGCAGCUUCCUGCAGCCCGAGGACCUGGACGAGCCGGCAAGGCGCAGCAUCACCGAGCCUCUGCGCCGCCGCAAGUACCGCGUGGACCGGGAGGCGGGCCGGGGCCGGGGCCGGAGCAGCCACGACUCUGGUGACCCCCAGGGGAUGCAGGUGCAACGGCAGAGCUCUGGUGGCCCCCAGGGGGACCCGGCUGCAGGGGCGGGGCUCUGGUGACCCCCAUGGGUACCUGGGUGUAGGGGCAGGCUAGAGGCGGGGCUAUGGUAACCUCCGGAAGACCCCGGCUGCAGGGGCGGGGCUCCGAUUAGCCUUCUCCUCCUGCAUGCUCAGGAUGUUCCCUAGACAGCCGUGCAGACUGGCCUUGAACUCACCAUUCUUGUGCCUCAGCCUAAGGAGUAGCUGGAACGGCAGCCAAAGACAGACAAGUUUCCUCUUCCGGGUCACACCUAGUCCUUGAAAGAACGUAGGGAUCCCCACGAACAGGUCCUGGGCACGGUACCCGGGCCUUAGUGCAUGCUAAGCAAGCUUUCUAACCAUAGAACCCCAGCCUCAAAUACCUUGUUCAAAACAAACAAAAACCACUCCUGCAGCCAGGCUUUGUAGCGCAGGCCUGUCGUUCAGUGCUCUGGACGCAGGUGCAGGGCCGGUGCGGAAUGGCACUUGCUGUGAAGACUGACAACCCGAGUCCAGUCCCCAGAACCCACAUGGUGGAAGGGAGGACGGUCUCCCACAAGUUGCUGACCUCCACACGCUCAUGGUGGCACAUGCAUACCCACACACUUACAGAACAAAAAUACUAUUUUAAGUCUUGUGCAAAACAACAACACAUAAAAAAGAAAACAGAGGUGUGCAGAA